AUCUCAGGCUAUUCUCAAGGUGGUCUUGUGAAGAAGGGGGGGGAAUCAGCCCCCGCUAUGGCUCAAAGCGAGGAUGCAGACCGGCCAGUAUUCAAGCGUCCCGAACCGGUUAAUAAGAACGACAAACCAAAGCCGACUGGUUCUCUCUUAGGACUCGAUAAAUUGGCACAGGUGAAGCGUAAAGAGAAAGAAGCAUUAGAAUGGAACACAAAGCGCUCUCGCACUACUAUUGCUGAUCUCGAUGACGACGAGGAGGACGAAUUGAAGCUAGAGACCCAGGCCACAACCAAAAAUGAUGAUUCCUCUUUUAAAGCGCCGAUGGACAUGCCAGCGAAACGUAGCGGGGAUGCAGAAGAUCGCACAGACAAGGAGAACCCCAAACCCGUGCGCAACUACAGACACCAGGUGCAGGACACGCCAUCGCAUGGGGGCGGAGUUCCAGAUAGUGUAAAAGAGAGAGUAAAGGAGAGGGAACGCGAGAGGGAGCGUAGAGAACGCCGCGGCGAGGGACAUCGAGACCGAGAUAGAGGGUCCAACAGAGAUGGGCAUGCCGGUAGAGAUAGAGAUAGGUACGUAGAUGGGAGAAGUAGCCGGCGAUCGCAUAGCGCGUCGUCGUCGAGAGAUAGGGACAACAGUGGGAAUAAGGGAAGGAGUCGGGAUGAGGACGAAGACGACCGAGAUUCCCGGAGGAUUAGUCGAGGCAGUGGCCGAGAUAGCGACCGUGACCGAAGCACCAACAGGAGUACAGAUAGAGACAGAGAACGCGAGCGCGAGAGGGGAAGACACAGGAGCAGUGGCGGCUCUAGUCGCUCACACGACAGGGAGAGCGGCUGGUCAUCCUCGAAUCGGGACCGAAAUCGAUCGGAUAAGACUUUCACCGAUAUACAGACCCCAUCUCGAUCUGCGUGGGAUGAUGUUGAGGGUGCCACUCCCCGUGAUACGCCGAGAGGUGGACGCUUUACCCCUCGCGCCACACCCAGAGAUGGAAGUAACCCCACUCCCAGGCGAGACGAUGAGUAUUCGAAUUUACGAACGGGUAGCACGAGGAAUGGCGACAGUGUCAAUGCUACACCUAGACCAACACCGUCUUAUAAAUACAAUUAUUGGGCAGAGGAUAAGAAAAAUACGGGAGCUACCCCCAGGCUCUCCACAGGACGCUCGGACACAGAUAGUGUUCAAGGAGAGGAGGAUUCGACCUCAGCACCUGGAGUGGGCGGCGAAGUUUUCAAGACCGAAGUGGAGAAGCGCGCUUGGGAGGAAGAGCAAAGGCUGCUCGAUCGCAUGUGGUAUCAGAACGAUGAGGGUGCAGAUGUCAAUAAUGAUCCCUUCAAUAGCGCGGAGUUUCUAGCGCAAAAAGAAGCCGAAGUAAUUCAGCGGGCGAGUAAACGACAAACCAUCCAUCAGAAAAAACGAAAUGCCGACAACGACAGAUGGGAGACGAAUAGGUUGCUAACCAGUGGAGUUGUUUCUAAGGUACAAUACGAUGACGAUUUUGAUGACGAACUCGAAGUGCGGACGCAUCUUCUGGUGAAGAAUAUCCUACCUCCGUUCCUGGACGGACGUAUCACGUUCACCAAACAACCAGAACCUGUUAUGCCUGUCAAAGAUGCGACCAGCGACAUGGCUGUUGUGGCUAAAAAGGGCAGUCAGCUUGUACGAGAACGCCGUGAAAUGCGGGAGCGGCUGAAAGGACAGAAUAAAUAUUGGGAGUUGGAGGGUAGUAAGAUAGGUAAAGUAAUGGGUGUGAAAGAAACGGAAGAAGAGGAUCCAGGCAACAAGGAGGGCCAAGAGGAGAACUUCAAAGCGGAAAGCCAGUUCGCUGACCACAUGCAAACCAAGAAUGUGGCAGUGUCCCAUUUUGCCAUGUCGAAAACUGUCAAGCAGCAACGGCAGUUUCUGCCCAUCUACUCUGUGAGAGAACAGUUGUUGCAGAUUGUGAGAGACAAUCAGAUCGUGGUCAUCGUAGGAGAGACUGGAAGUGGAAAGACAACACAGCUUACACAGUAUCUGCACGAAGAAGGGUACGGCAAAUUCGGAAUGAUUGGCUGUACACAACCACGAAGAGUGGCGGCGAUGUCCGUGGCCAAACGAGUGAGUGAAGAAAUGGAGGGCAAUCUCGGCGAUACAGUCGGUUAUAGUAUCCGCUUCGAAGACUGCACGUCGAGGAAUACAGUAAUCAAGUACAUGACAGACGGAAUUCUGCUGCGUGAAAGCUUGAACGAAAGCGACCUGGAACAGUACAGUUGUAUUGUUAUGGACGAGGCCCACGAACGUUCGCUGAACACGGACGUGUUAUUCGGCAUCCUUAGAGGCGUCAUUGCUCGCCGCCGUGAUCUCAAGCUGAUUGUCACCUCCGCGACCAUGGACGCCGAUAAAUUUAGUAACUUCUUCGGAAACGUCCCGAUUUUCAAAAUUCCGGGACGAACCUUCCCCGUUGAUGUAAUGUACGCCAAGUCCACAACAGAAGAUUACGUGGACAUGGCAGUCAAGCAAGCUCUAACAAUACACUUACAAUUCCCUGUGGGAGAUAUUCUAAUAUUUAUGACCGGUCAAGAAGAUAUUGAGACCACCUGUGAAGUUCUCAAUGAGAGAUACGAGGGAGUGGCGGAUGAAGGAAUACCAGAAAUGUCUGUCUUGCCGAUUUAUUCGCAGUUGCCUUCCGACCUUCAGGCGAAAAUCUUUCAGAAGGCCGAGAACGACGCUCGCAAAAUUAUUGUAGCUACAAAUAUCGCAGAGACGUCGUUAACCGUCGAUGGUAUUCUUUACGUAAUCGAUUGCGGCUACUGCAAAUUAAAAAUAUAUAACUCGAAGAUAGGAAUGGAUGCCCUCUCGGUCUUUCCUGUCUCCCAGGCCAAUUCAAAUCAAAGAAGUGGGCGUGCCGGGCGAACCGGACCAGGCACAGCCUUCCGACUUUACACAGAACAUCAAUAUAAUACAGAGUUAUUAGCGAACACCGUGCCGGAAAUACAGCGUACGAAUCUGAGUAACGUUGUACUGUUGCUGAAAAGUUUAGGGGUCGACAACCUGCUUGAGUUCCACUUCAUGGAUCCUCCCCCUCAGGACAAUAUACUGAACUCCAUGUACCAGCUAUGGGUGCUGGGUGCGCUCGACAACACGGGUGGGCUGACCGGCUGCGGGCGGCGAAUGGUGGAGUUCCCUGUAGACCCUGCGCUGUCCAAGAUGCUGAUUGUGAGUGACGAGCUCGCAUGCACCACAGAGGUAUUGACCAUAGUGUCCAUGCUGAGUGUGCCAACGGUCUUCUAUAGGCCGAAGGGGCGAGAGGAGGAGAGCGAUGCUGCGAGAGAGAAGUUCUUUGUGCCCGAGAGUGACCAUCUAACCCUGUUGAAUGUGUACAACAUGUGGAAACAACAUGCGUACUCGGCCAAAUGGGCCGCUCAGCACUUUUUGCACGCCAAAGCUCUAAGGAAGGUCAGGGAGGUCCGUCAGCAAUUGGAAGAUAUUACAAAGUCUCUCAAAAUAGAGAUUGUAACCUGUGGCAGUAACUGGGAUGUGGUCCGCAAAUGCAUAGCCUCGGCUUACUUCCACCAAGCGUCGCGUAUCAAAGGUGUCGGGGAGUACGUGCACCUGCGCACCGGAAUGCCCUGUCAUCUUCAUCCAACAUCGGCGCUGUAUGGGAUGGGCUUCACACCUGAUUAUGUCGUUUACCACGAGCUGAUAAUGACAUCUAAAGAAUAUAUGCAGUGCGUGACCGCAGUGGAUGGCGAAUGGUUGGCGGAUCUGGGUCCCAUGUUCUACAGUGUUAAGAAGACCGGUAGGACCGCUCUGUCGCGGUAUAAAGAGGAACACGAGAGCCGAUCGACGAUGGAGAGCGAGAUGAAGGUUGCGGAAGUUGAGAUUGCGGAGAGACUCAGACUGAAAGAGAUUGCUCGCAAGAAGGCCAGCAAGACUGGGAAAAUGGCUACCAUUGGCAGCAGCACCCCUGCGUCGGCAAGGCGGAGUGGGGCUACUCCCCGCAGAACAUUCGGAGUAUAAAUCUAUAAAGAGUGGUACGUCAUAAGU
Molecule: messenger RNA, 4020 nt
Organism: Sphaeroforma arctica JP610
Lineage: Eukaryota; Ichthyosporea; Ichthyophonida
Exons: 23
Coding region: 58-3993 (1311 amino acids)
Biological process (GO): mRNA splicing, via spliceosome
Cellular component (GO): intracellular anatomical structure; spliceosomal complex
Molecular function (GO): ATP binding; RNA binding
Source: RefSeq, a predicted model, not a curated record